This is a messenger RNA of Pungitius pungitius (ninespine stickleback), 1766 nucleotides long. RefSeq names its product cytochrome c oxidase assembly protein COX11, mitochondrial (gene cox11). The coding region runs from base 596 to 1309 and encodes 237 amino acids. Gene Ontology annotation, molecular function: copper ion binding. Gene Ontology annotation, cellular component: mitochondrial inner membrane. NCBI's taxonomy places the organism in Eukaryota, Metazoa, Chordata, Actinopteri, Perciformes, Gasterosteidae. The transcript has 5 exons. The record is from RefSeq and is a predicted model, not a curated record.
AAGAAAUAAGGACAUUAACAAACACGAAAAUACAAGUGGAUUGUAACGAGUGGAAGGUACGUUUUAAGUAAUAUAAAUUCAUUUCAUUUCAGGGAGGAACACAAAAUAAAAGUGUUAUUUUUUUAAAGUGUGGAUGUAAAGCAGAUAUUAUCUUACUUUAUCUUAUUUUAUUGUUAUAUUUCAUUCUUAUAUUGCACCAAUGCAAUAAUCAAAUUCCUCUGUGCAACAUAUGUGGCAAUAAAUGGCUUCUGAUUCUGAUCGCGGGAAGACAAACACAAACACAAACACGUAAACGUGACAACAAACAGACAACAAGGUGCUAAAGUUAAACUAAACCUGAGCGUUGAACAGGUGGAACCUUUAAGCGCUCGUGUGAGCGGGGACCUAAUUGUGUGAUGCACACGUGUUACAUGUCUUUCCUUCCGUGUUUUGUAAUGAGCAGCGGUGAAUUGCAGAGGACUCUUCUUCUUCUUUGAAGGUAGCAGCCUGUUUCAGUGUCUGUUAGCAUGCUAGCCAAACUAAGCUAACUAGCCGGUGACUACUACGUUCAGCUGUUUGUCCUCCAUCCAGGUGAGUCUGACCCCCCCCUCCCACCAUGCUGCGUCGGUCCCUCUGCUGCUGUCGUCUCUCUGGGGUUCUGACGCAGGGCGUCCGGACACCGUCCUUCCUGCUCCGCCCGCAGAGCCGGGGCCUCAAAGGUGGAGGCAGGAAGUCCCAGAGCCAGGAGGAGAGGUGGAGGAGCAGGAAUAAGACGGUGCUGACGUACAUCGCCGCCGCCGGCGUGGGGAUGAUUGGCCUGUCGUACGCCGCCGUGCCGCUGUACCGCCUCUACUGCCAGGCGUCCGGCCUCGGCGGCACGGCGGUGGCCGGACACGACGCGGAGCAGGUGGAGGCGAUGGAGCCGGUGAAGGGACGCGUGCUGAAGAUCUCCUUCAAUGCCGACACGCACGCCAGCAUGCAGUGGAACUUCAGACCGCAGCAGAGCGAGAUCUUCGUGGUCCCGGGUGAGACGGCGCUGGCGUUCUACCGAGCGAAGAACCCCACCAACAAACCCAUCAUCGGCAUCUCCACCUACAACGUGGUGCCGUUCGACGCGGGCCAGUACUUCAACAAGAUCCAGUGUUUCUGCUUCGAGGAGCAGCGGCUGAACCCCCACGAGGAGGUGGACAUGCCCGUCUUCUUCUACAUCGACCCGGAGUUCGACGAGGACCCGCGGAUGGCCCGCGUGGACACCAUCACGCUGUCCUACACCUUCUUCGAGGCCAAGGAGGGCCAGAAGCUCCCUCUGCCCGGAUACAGCUACAACUGAGACUCCACACUUUGUUUGUGCUUAUGAGCGGGGAAAAGACUUUUAUUCUGAAAAUCUAAACAGGAAAAUGAGUGUUGCUUUUGUCAGGAAAAUAUCAAGUUUAGAGAGGAAAAAAGGUAGAAAGUGUAUUUUUAUAAUUGCAGGAUUAACGAAUAAGGAUCUUUUUCUUCUUAUUAUUACUACAGUUAUCAUAUUAAUAUAUAAUUAUUAAACUAGUGAUAACUUUGAAAUAGACUUUUAUUACAUAAAAAGGUUCCUUUUCUUUUUCAGAGCAUCAGAUCGACGAUUUUUUAACUUUAACUCAAACUCUGAAACAAAAGCAAACUGAGACGUUAAGCUGCAGACUCGAGACUUUGUGGAUGUUCACUCAUCUAUGAGACAACACACACACACACACGUGUAAUGGCCUUGGUAUCACUGCAGAUGAUCAAUAAAGCAUCACUACGUGUUCCUCUGA